Messenger RNA from Arachis ipaensis, 1341 nucleotides. RefSeq lists its product as uncharacterized. NCBI's taxonomy places the organism in Eukaryota, Viridiplantae, Streptophyta, Magnoliopsida, Fabales, Fabaceae. The record is from RefSeq and is a predicted model, not a curated record.
ACCUUUUCUAUCUUUUAUUUUAGUAGUAUUCUUUCUUAUUCUUCUCCUUUCCACCCUUCCGGUCUUUUUGCUGGGAGUCUAAUGCUUUGUGUUUAUUAAACCCAUUGAAUUCUUAUCAUUCAUUCUGCUUAUUGUAUUCAACAGCAGCAUGAAACAACCACCAGCAAUACCAUAUAAUCUAAGAUGUCACGGUCGUGUAGUCGGUGAGCGCUAUUUGAGGCCCAGACAAGUCUUGGUUGAUCAUAGCUCCAACAAACAAGUCUCGGUCAAUCAUAGCUCCAAGAAACGUCGGCCCAGACGCAGACAAAAGCCUUGCGAUCCCCCUUUACCUGAAUGUGAUAAAGACGAAGAGCCCUCUUUACCUGAAGGUGGUAAAGACGAAAACCCCCCUUUACCUGAAGGUGGUAAUGAUGAAAAAAAGGAAAGGAACAUGUUUGUUCUAGGCGCUAAGAGAGGCACUGAACCUGUUGAAGAAUAUCGCAGGAAAGCGAGAAGGUAUUUUAUGGAGACUAUGUAUCCUUAUCCAUUAGCUGCAAUGAAACACUACAACCAUGGACUAAAAGAGGAAGAGCAAUACGAGGUUACUGAUACUCGUGAUAGACUGUGCCGUUAUUUCGGAAAACUUGGGUAUAUACGGCUACUGCACUUUAUAGCUGAGCCUAAAUAUACUAAAAACAUGCCCAAUGCAUCAGAGGAUACCGCUAAGCAAUUUUAUGCCCGGAUGCAUCAAAUGCCUAAUCGUGAAACUCAUGUGGAUUACUGUAAACUGUAUGAAGGACCCCCACAACCUGGUUUCCAGGCUAGCCAAGAAGUCAUUCCCUUGUGCUGUGAAACUUGUGGUCUUAAGGAUCUGGAAGCCCUUGAGUCAAAAUCAUUGGAAUUGAGUGCUGAAGGUGAAGGAAGAAAGGAGGAGUAUUGGAAUGGUUAUCACACCGGCACUCCUCCAAAAAUUAUUGUGGCACGCAGAGACCCAGAGGUCAUAGCAAGACAUGCCAAGCUGAGAAAGAAAAAACGUUGAAUGGAUCUUACAAGAAUUGAACAACUAAUGUCCAGUCUGUUCAUUUGGGUUGCUGAUUGGCAAGUUUCUUGUUCUUUUGAUGGAUAUAUCAUUCUAUAUGGUAUACAACUGAUUCAUUUCUUUUUGAGACACUUUGUGGAGACACCCUUUUCUUGUCUCCAAAAAAUGUUGUACAUAUAAGUUGAUAGACUUGGAAGAAAGUUGUGUAACAUUGUUACAUCAUAAGGGAAAUAGGGUCCUUGUUUUUACUUUUGGGAGAGUAAAAAAGAAAGGGGAGGGUUAUACUUAUUUUUAUGUCUUUGCCAAAUUUGAACAAUAAGAGU